GUCCCCUAGUAUUAACCUUCCAUGAUUUCAAAACUUGGCUAGUUACUAAAUCUACUAAAAAACAAGGAAAUACAAAGGCCAGGGAUGACAAAAAGUGACUGACAAUUUUUCAACAAUGUUAAUCAAUGGAUGGCCAAUCAGGAAAGAUGCCAAAAUAUUCCUAGCCGCUCUGCUGUUGGUGGUAUUCAUGAAUGAAUAUAUUGUAUACAAAAUACAAAGCUACAGGUGGCCUACAUUUCCAGAUAUUGACAGGGACUUAAACAAAUGCCAAGUGGCCUUGUUGAUAGGAGAUCCACAGCUGCAGGGCUAUCAAGAUGAGUCUUUCUUCCCUUUCGGCAUGAUCACGCGCUGGGAUGUUGACAGAUACCUGUGGAAAACGUUUGCCCAUGCAUUUGACUACAGCCAGCCAGAUGUCAUCAUCUUUCUGGGUGAUUUGUUUGACGAGGGAAGUAAGGCCUUUCCAGAGGAGUAUAAGUCCACUCUCGAUAGAUUUCAAAGCAUCUUUCCACAAACUAGUUACAUGAAGACAAUAUACAUUCCUGGUGAUAACGAUAUAGGUGGUGAAGACUAUGACAUUCCCUUCCAAUGGAAAAGAGACCGCUAUGAAAGGACCUUUGGAAAUGUGUCAGACCUUAUCAAGUUUGGAUUUGUUGAUUAUGCAAAGCUUGACAUUGUAUCAUACCAGCUGUCGGAGAGGAAACUCAAAGAUGCCCAAGAUCUUCAGAAGAAGAUCACAUCUCCGAUCACAGUUAUGCUGAACCACAACCUCAUGUCUGUGAAUGUCAAGCAUUUUGUGUAUCCAAUCACACGAAGAUUGCGACCGAAAUUGAUAUUUUCUGCACAUUUUCAUACGGCAUGGCUUCACUCGUGCACCGACUGUCUCCGUGACGAUGAGUAUAGCUGGGACAUAAGCAAGCAGGAGCUGACCUAUCUGGACUCCUACCUCACCCUGGACAUGACUGCAACCAACUCCAUGUUUGAGAUCACCGUGCCCACUGCCAGCUACAGAAUGGGCACCCCAAAUAUUGGAUACGGUUUGGCAAUAAUAAGUGCAGACAAAACAGUGCAGUUCACAGUGCUAUGGUCUCCCAGACGAUACACGAUGUUGAUAGCAUACCUUAUAGUGCUGGCGCUGGGGUCCCUACUGAUGUGCCUAACACGAUGUUCACGACGUCCCAGAUAGCAAUUACAGAAGGGCGACUGAAUGCCCACAUGCUUAGAUUUAGGUUGUUUGAUCCCAUGAUAUCAAUGCAUUUCUAUUAAUGAUAAUAAAUUAUCUUGUUGAUGGUAAACUUGGAUAAGACUUGAUUUUAUUGUAUGAAGUGAUGGCUUCAUCUUAAAAGUGAAAGUAAAGGUUUCAAUUUACACUUAAACUAUUAUAUGAAGGAUAUUUGUUGAUAAAAGGUAGAGAUACCUGAAUGAAAAAAAUGGUGCUACCGGUAUACUUAAGUUUUUCUAAAUUGUUAUCAUAUUUUUUUAGGAAAAUAUGCAUUUGACUGAAUAUGUAGAUAAUUUUUUAUAAAAGUGUGAAACAACUAUUUGUAUUCUAAAUCUUUAUUAACAAUUUGCAAAAAUCAUUUGUUGUAGUUAAAUUGUCUCUGCAGUUAAUACUUUAAAUUGUAUAUAUUUGAUGUUCAACUGAAAAUAUAUACAUGUAAAGUAUUUGACAUUCCUUAAAUAUGAUGACAUGAGUUAAAUUAUUAAUAUUGUAAUUAAUAGUUCCAGACAGUUUUUGAAGGUAUUAGCCAUAUUGUCUUUGUGUAACCCAAUCUUCUUUAUUUUAUUUUUGGGUGAAAUGUUGGAUUUUUAGAGCUUUUUCCAAUUAAGUAUCGUUUUGACUGAGUAUAUAAUUGUCAUCAAUUCAAUUAUUAUGAUGAUAGUUGAUGGUGUAUAAUUGUAUCUACAUUGUUAUGUUUGAAACUAAUAAUUCCAUAGUAAUCAUCAUUUAAUUUUUUUAUUAAUUAUCGUACAAUUAAAAUGAAUGGUAGAAUAUGUUUUAUUAUGCAGUUUGAAAAGGUCAAUGCCAGAAAUAACAAGUUAAAUAUUUGUUGUUGAUUCCUUGAAAUUAUUUAUAUUGAUAAAAUCAUUAAUCAACAUUCAAUUCAGGAAAGAAAAUUGCAUUUUAUGAUGUACAAGCAGUAUGUGUAUUUUUACCCAGUUAGCUGACCACUGCUUUACAGGUUAAUAUGGGACAACACUUUCACCUAGACUGUAUUGACAACACUUUUACCUAGACUGUAUUGACAACACUUUCACCUAGACUGGAUUUUUUUUAGAAGGAACUUCCUUUAAAAAAUAAACUGAACCAUAGUGAAAACUGUUUGCCUUGACUACAGUGUGCGGACUGCAGAGGCUAAUAUGUUAAGAUACUAACGCACAAGAGUUACUGCAAGGUUUGCCCAAGAGGGCUUCUUGUAUUGUUUUGCUCACAUAGGCCUGUUAGAGGUCUGCAUUAAUAUUUGUUGUUCUUUCUACAUUCCCGUAUGUUUAAAUUGUCAUUAGUUCAUAUUUGUCCUUUCUGUGAAAUGUUAUGUGAAAUAUUCACUGGAUUGUAGAUUGAUAUUGCAUACAAUCUUGUGUCUACAGACUCGGGGAAUGCAUUCAUUGCAACGAUGCUGUCUGGUAAUAAAUUGCUGUGGAUCAGCAUUAUUAAAGUUGGCGCAAUCAUUGUGUUCAAUAAAAUCCUUAUAUAGAGUUGAUUAGCUCUUUCAAUGAAAAUCUCAGAUUUACUGAGGGUUAUUAUUUAUUUUCAAUCUCAACAAGAUGUAAAGUACUUGCUUCCUAUAAUUAAUAAUCAUUGUGUAUUCCUUCCUUUUUUAUGGUGGGUGACGCUUGUGUGUGUGUUUUUUUUUACAUUGAUCGCUUUUCAGAGUUGUUAUUUUAGUACAUAUCAAUUUUGUAUUUUAGUAAAAGUUUGAGAGAACAAUUUUCACCAUGAAUAUUAACUUUGUGAGCAUCACAUGUAUUUAAUCCCAUCAAAGAGGCAAAUGUAUGUUUUUAAACAAGAUUUGUCAUUUGGUGAUUUAUAUUUCAUGAUCUUUUAAUGCUUAUUUGUACGUUGUAGAAUUCUCAUAUUUUGUGUACGCAGUUGUCGGUAUAUUUUCUUCACAACCUUAUAAUCAUUUAUCGAUGUAAACAAUAUGAGCCUUGUUCUGAGAAAACUGGGCUUAAUGCAUGUGCGUAAAGUGGCAUACCAGAUUAGCCUGUGCACAGGCUAAUCAGGGACAACACUUUCCGCCUAAACUUAAUCAGUAAGGAGGGACUUCCUUGAAACUAAAAAUACCAUAAAAGCGGAAAGUGUCGGCCCUGAUUAGCCUGUGCGGACUGUACAGGCUAAUCAGGGACGACAUUUUCCACCUAAACGUGAUUUUCGAUAAGGAGGGACUUCCUUGAACUAAAAAAUACCAUAAAACCUAAAAGUGUCGUCCCUGAUUAGCCUGUGCAGACUGCACAGGCUGAUCUUCUGGAGACACUUUACGCACAUGCAUUAUGCCCGUUUUUCUCAGAACGAGACUUAUUUAAUUUACAGGUGUGUUUUUGCUUAACCAAGCACAACCUGCUGUUGUUAGGCGGGUGAUCGCCUUUUGUCCGUCGUUCUUCCUGCAUGAUUAACCUUUACACUGUUAAUGCUGUAGAGUCUUUAUUGAUUGUACUAUCUUCAUGGAACUUGCUGAGAACAUUUGUUGCUAAUUAUAUCUCAGUGGAGUAAGAAAAUAUUGCCACCUGGGAGCGAGGAAGUUUUCCACAAAAGGUUAUAGUUCAACCUUGUAAACACUCUAGAAAUCCAAUUUCGUCCAAAUAGCCAAGAAACUUGCUCAGGAACAUUUUUUUCUAUUGAAUGAUAAACAUGCUGAAUUAGAAAAUGGUUAUCUUCGCUGAAUUAGAAAAUGGUUCUUAUUGUUUGAAAACAUAGCUGCCUGGGGCCCAUCCGAUUUCCUAUUAUGGUUAUAAUUCAAUCAAGUUAACACGCUCUUAGUCACACUGUUUGCCCAAUCUUUAUGAAAUUUGCUCAGAACAUUGGUUCUCAUUUUAUCUCUGCCUAGUUUGAACAUCGGGCAGUUUUCCAUACAGGGCUAUAGUAAACAUUUUAAUGCUACAAAAGUAAUAUUUUCUGUGGAAUCUCCAUACAACUUGCUCCAAAUUGUUGUUCAAAUAAAAGUUUAUAGGUCAAAACAGUCCUGAACAUAACUAAGAUUGUGAAGGUGGCAGAAGCCAAAAGCAUUCAGAGAUGGAUUGGCGCACAUACAAAUAAUGCCCCUAGUUGGAAGGUCAAGGUCGCAAGUGAAGGUCAAAGAUAAACUAAAUAUUCAGCUGAUACUUUCACAAAUUUUCGCAUAAAAAUAGAGUAUGUCGGUUUGUAUCUUUGUGACAAUAGCGCUUUUGUUACUUUUUAAAUAAAAAUACGCGCUAAUAUGUGUAUACAGUAUUUGACGGCAUUUUCUACUUGAUAGUACCCAGUUGUCUUCAGCAUCAAAUGUUUUUUCCCGCUUCUUGUAUAAGAAUAGUAAUGUUCCUAUGUGGAAUGUACACUUUACGAAUACCGUACUAUACUGUUACAUUGACCAUGUAUGUAAAUGUGUAUAUGAAAGUUAAAGAAUUCCAUACUUUUGUGUA
Molecule: messenger RNA, 4614 nt
Organism: Dreissena polymorpha
Lineage: Eukaryota; Metazoa; Mollusca; Bivalvia; Myida; Dreissenidae
Exons: 9
Coding region: 116-1183 (355 amino acids)
Biological process (GO): GPI anchor biosynthetic process
Cellular component (GO): endoplasmic reticulum
Molecular function (GO): hydrolase activity
Source: RefSeq, a predicted model, not a curated record